UAUUGUAAUCUCGCGAGAUGUUCUUCCUAGAGACAAGAAUGUUUACACUGGAUACAGGAACAGGCUCUGCAUUAAAAACUCAGGUGUUUUGGGGAAUUUCAGUUGCAUGGUAUUCCCCCCGUUUCCCGAGUCCGAGACUGGCCAGGUGAAUGGCUCAUCAACCAGACGAUGGGAACAGCGACUUCAUGGAGAGUUAUGAACCCGAACCGCCUGCGUGGUUUCUGCUGAAGGAGCAUAUCCCAGAGUCUGAACUCCCGGAGAUCAGGGGAAUCCUUGGGGGCGCAUUGAUUGACCUGUGCACGGACACGUACUCCGAGGUGGAGAUGUGGGUGCAGAUCUGGAAGGACGUGCGCCGCAAACGGGGCGGCCGGGCCGAGCCCCCCCGCCCCCUCCUGGCCGACUCCCCCGUCGUCAAGGAGCUGCUGAAGGCGGAGGUUCGGCUGCUGCUGCUCUCCCUGAAGGAGAAGGCGGCCAGAGAGGGAAGGGACGAGGAAGCGACCCUGUCCUGCUACAGCCCCAGUGUGGUGAGCUACGUGAUGAGCAGCAGCGGUCAGCGCAGCCGGACGCAGAGCGCAGGCAGCCAUCUGGCCCCACAGGAAGCUCCCAGCAGGCCGCAGUCUGCCAAGAGCCUACAGGAAGUGAGGUCCGGCUCCAGGCUCUCGGCCAGCUCCGGCGGCGAGGACCGCGUGGACGCCGUCAAGCACAAGCUGAACGUGCGGGACGUCCACGAGGUGGUGGCCCACCUGAAGUCUGUCCUGACGGAAGAUGUCGAAUCUAUGAAGAGGGAAAUUCAGUUUCUGCAGGAGUGUGUGGAGCAGAAGCACCAGAGCCAAUGCGACAGCCUCGCCCAGGAGCCCACUGUAUCAGAGCUGAAGGAGGAGAGGAAGCUGAUCCAGAAGGACCUGAAGCUGGGGGAGGCCGCGCCCUGUCCUCGACUCGCACGCGUGACGUCUGCAGGUCGCGGACUUCUUCAGGGGUGCAGGCCUGUAGGACAGAGGUGUGGCUCUGCAGCCGGCGCUGCUGUGCGGUCGCCCCCACCCGUCUUUUCUAAAGACAAACCUCCGCUGGCCAGACCGCCCCGGCUUCCAGCCGAGCCGUCUCUCCCUCCGGCGUCAACGGCGCGCCCGCCCGCCCGCAUCCUCGACCGCUCGCGCCGCACCCCGGAGUCCCCCUGUCACCGUGGCAACGAGGUGCCGCGGAGGCGCGGCGAGGCCGGCGCGCCAGGGUCCGCGCCAGAGCUGCUUCCCGCUAACCCGGCCUCCCCUACAGCGCCCGAUACCGGAGACACCCGGCCUGCGGCCGACUCCCACGCCCGGGAAGAGCGCGCGCGGACUUCCAGCCCCGGCCUGUCCGGAUACAGCCCCUCCUGCAGCCCCUUUCCCGCCAGCGUUGCACAACCCCGCCCCCCCGCGCAGAGACAGACCCGCGAUGAGGACACGGCCCCCGCAUCGCCCGUCAGCGUGCUAAAACCAGCUCCGCCCGCAGUGCAGAAACCAGCCACCAGAGGGCAGAAUGUCGCCAGGCGGCUACGCCUGCCGCAAGGUGGCCUGGUCAGCCCCACCUGAGCACAGACAGUGGUGAUGGGGGAGAGACUUCACGGAACACCAGAGGGGAGGAGCUGACGUGGUAGCGCUGACUUUCUGACCAAUCAAAAAAGCAUUACCCUGCGACACGCACACCAGCUGACUGAAAGCAGAGAGACACUAAUAGACUGAUCUAGCCUCGUUCUCCUACCAUCACGGGCUUCCUGUAUUCAAUUUCACUCUAUCCCUUCAAGCUGUACGCCUUGUGUUUUUCCUCUUUACUGUAGGCUUAAUUAGCUCUUGUGGUAACGCUGGCUUCCCAGAACACAGACAAGGGGUGCAGGGUUUUGUAAUUCGGCAUGAAGAGGAGGCUGUACAGGAAAAGCUCAUAUGUCACAUGAUGACAAGAUUGACAGCUGUGCUGUAUGUGAGUUUACAUUGUAAAAAUAGUGAAAAGUGUUGAUUUCCAUGUCAUUGUAGAUUGGGAGUCAAAAUCUAGAGCAAAGAAAUCAAAACAAGUAUCGUAAAGGUUGUACUUUUAAGUAUUUUUAAUCAGUUACACUGCUGAAAAACACAUUAAAAGGAACAUGUUAAAAAGUAUUUGAAGUCUUAAAAAUCCAUUAAAAUCAUCUCUGCUUUCUGUUUCCUUAGUAAUUUGGAAAACUUUUGUGACAUAUUUCUUUUAAUUUGGGCAAUUAACUUACAGUUCAGAUGAGGGAGGAAUUGCUACCUUUCCAUUAGCAUAAGCGGCAAAUUUUCAAAACGUCAAAUUGAUCUUCAAUCCUAAAUGUGGGCACUCUACACGUCCAUAGUGAUUUAGCGUUUAAUGACUUUCAGGCAGCUUCUGUAAUAUUUCUUCAUGUUUUCAAUGCUGUCAUGUGCCAUGGAUUUCAAACUGGUUUCUGAGGGCAGUAUAUUUACAUUUCUUUAUAUAGGUCUCACAAUGUCUUAGUACCAGGUCAGUUAUCAAUGUGGGCUUUGGCCUAUAUUGCAGGACACUCCUUUUCACUUCGGUGCUAUGCCAUUCUCCUUGUUUUUUUUUGCCGAAAUGAUUCACAUAUUGCUGUCACUUUUAAACCAAAUUGAAGUGUUUAGAUGGACUAUAUUACGCGAGACUACAGUCUUAUGUCAAGAAAGUAAAAAAAAAAAAAAAAAAGAAGCUAUGUAAUGUUUCAUUAAACUGGAUGCAGUGUCAUGUUUAUCCAACAACCAUGAAAUAAAUGAAUGGAAAUGUGUUUCAAGACA
This is a messenger RNA of Anguilla anguilla (European eel), 2768 nucleotides long. It is a transcript of the gene ccdc24, whose product is annotated as coiled-coil domain containing 24. The record is from RefSeq and is a predicted model, not a curated record. The transcript has 9 exons. Bases 150 to 1565 code for a protein of 471 amino acids. NCBI's taxonomy places the organism in Eukaryota, Metazoa, Chordata, Actinopteri, Anguilliformes, Anguillidae.